Molecule: messenger RNA, 396 nt
Organism: Fraxinus pennsylvanica
Lineage: Eukaryota; Viridiplantae; Streptophyta; Magnoliopsida; Lamiales; Oleaceae
Source: the annotation of a GenBank genome assembly
AUGAUCUGUAACAGACCCGCUCCACCUCUACCACAUUUAUAUAUAUCAGAAGAAAUCACGAAUGAUGCGGCUACUUUCAUCCGCAAUCAUAUAAAUGUCCUGCUCCGUGUGUCUGAGGAUAUCGCGCUUGGUAGGGACUCGAGAAUGUUCGUGAAAGUAGCUCUAAGUCUAUUGUUGAUCUCUGUCAUUGGGAGCCUCACUGAUUUUCUCACAUUUAUCUACACCGGCCUUGUUACUCUUCUUACAGUUCCAGCACUUUAUGAAAGGUAUGAAGACCAUAUUGAUAGAUAUGCUCUAACAAGGUACAGGUACUCACAGCUUUUAUACGUGAGAUUUGAUGCGCAAUUUAUCAGCAAGGUUCAAAAAUGGAUAGUGGAAAAGAAGAAAUUAAGUUGA